Molecule: messenger RNA, 2369 nt
Organism: Myodes glareolus (Bank vole)
Lineage: Eukaryota; Metazoa; Chordata; Mammalia; Rodentia; Cricetidae
Source: RefSeq, a predicted model, not a curated record
UAGAGGUGGCGAUGGAUGCAGCGGCGAGGGAACCCAGCUUCCUUUUUUAAGAAUCAGUGUAAGCAAGGGAGCAGAGCCGCGUUAUUUUGGGGAGACUUUGUCGCACUCCCCCCUCCUCCGGGUAGGUAGCAUCUGGGAUGUGUGCGCCCUGUUCGUAAUCCCCCCAUGGAGAGACGCUGGCUGCUGCAGCCGGCAGUAACCCGACCCCGCCGGCGCAGGGACUGAAGAGGCGCCGGGGAAAACAGCGAGAGGUGAACAAAAGCCCUCGGCGUGGGGGCCGGAGCCCGGACCUGGGGGACUCCAACAAAGGACGAGACUCAGCUAUGGUGGACCCGGUGCCAGAAGAGGAGAAAGAGGGAGCGGAGCCUGGUGGCUCAGAAGGGGAUGGGGCCACAGCGUCCGUGCCCCCCGAUGUCCAGGGAGCCCAAGAGCCUGCUGCCUCCUCGGCCUCAGCCUCCGCCGCAGCGCCCCGCAAGGCUGAAGUCCCCUGCGGGGCAGAAGGUGGGCGUCGGGAGCAGUCCCCGCUGCUGCACCUCGAUCUCUUCAACUUCGCCUGCCCGGAGGCUGAGGGCAGUCGCUAUGUCCUGACCAGCCCUCGCUCGCUGGAGGCGUGUGCCCGCUGUGCGGUCAAGCCAGUGGAGCUGCUGCCCCGGGCCCUGGCCGACCUGGUGCGCGAGGCUCCGGGCCGCUCCAUGCGCGUGGCCACGGGCCUGUACGAGGCCUAUGAGGCCGAGCGGCUCGCCAAGCUGCAGCAGUGCCGUGCCGAGCGCGAGCGCAUCAUGCGCGAGGAGAAACGACGCCUGUUCACACCCAAGGGCCCGGCUGCAGCCCCGGCCCCGGCCUCGGCCUCGGCGCUGAGCGCGGGCAGCAGCAGCAGCUGCAGCAGCGGCAGCAGCCUCCCGGCUUCGCCCGCAUCGCGGGUGACUCGAAGGACUUCACCUAGUCCCCCCGCCAGGACCAGACCUCCGCCCGCCGCUGCUCGGACAGGUAGGAAGAGCCACUCGUUGGACUCGCUGUCCCGCCGGCGGGACGGUGCCCUCAGCUCCGAAUCCGGGGCCUCGUCCUCGGGGUCCUACAGCGGGGAGAGCCUGAGGGAGCUUCGCUGGCCCCCUCGAGCUUCCGCCAGGCACAGCUACCCUGCGGGGUCCGCGUCGUCUGCACCCAAUCCCCUGGGCCGCCCUUCGGCCCUCGAUCUGGCGCCACUCUCCCUGGAGGCCAGCUUGGGCCGCGCGCAGGAGAACUACGAGCAGCUGCAGGAGCAGCGCGCCCGGGAGCUUCGGGAGCGAGCCCGGAAGGAGGAGCUGCAGGGUCGGCGGGCGAAGGAGGCGGCCGAGCGCAAAGAGCGCGAGCAUCAGGCGCACUUGGAAGCGCUGGCGCGGGCCGGCGAACGACGGCUGCAGCACGCGGCGCAGGUGGCCGAAGAGGCGGUGCAGCAGAAAGCCCGGCGCGUGGUUCAGACUCGCCUGGAGAAGGAGAGGACCCAGCGAGCCAACAAGGAGAAGGUGGAGCGCGACGAAGACUGCCGCCGCCGGGAGCUGCUGCAGGCCAUAGGGCGCAAGCUGGAGCGCAGCGAGCAACUGUCCCGGGAGAGGCGAAGCGCGCUGGAGAGCGCUCGCUCCACAGCCCGGGCCUCCUUCCACGUGCGGGAGAAGGUGCGGGAGGAGACCAACACGCGCUCAUUUGACCGCAUGGUGCGAGAGGCCCAGCUACAUGCCAGCCUGGACCGUAAAUGACAGCUGCCCUGUGCGCAGGCCAUACUGCUUUAUAGAGCCAGGUGGGGCCGCCCUUAGCCGCUUCUUCCAAACUCGAGGCAUCUAGUCCAAGGGCCAUACCAUGAACUCCCCAGACUGAUGAACCAUGAGACAAUGAGAAGCCAGACGCGGUACUUUUCCGUUUGCCACGGUUGCUUUACAGACUUACAUCGUUUGGAAAUGACAUGACACAAUUUACUCACAUCCACCUGUGUCUUUGGGUUGGAAUAGAAAAUAGCUGGGGAGGGGGAGGGUCCCCCUAGGAGAGAGCACAGAGGUGAAUGUUGGGUUUUCUGCCACAGGUGUCGGUGUCUUGGACAUCUUUCUGACAUUUGUGUCUAAGAUGACUUUCCCUUGCAGCAGCCGAGGGGAUAUAGCCCAGACUCACCUUUAUCUUCCAAAAUACAAGUUGCACAGAACUUAAAGUCUCCCAAGAAAGCACAGCUCUUCGAAGAUGUUAGUUCACGCACAAAUGACCACAAAAGCUAUUAGUUUUGAGCGCUGGACUGUUAAUCGGACACCUGAACAAAUUCUCCUGUUCCCAUAAUCUUUUUCAGUUGAGUCCUUAGGCUUUCUAGUUAGACAAUCAUCUGCAGAUAAUAAUCAUUUAUUCUCCCA